Zalophus californianus (California sea lion) is the source of this 3206-nucleotide messenger RNA. It is a transcript of the gene NAT9, whose product is annotated as N-acetyltransferase 9 (putative). The transcript is spliced from 7 exons. Gene Ontology annotation, molecular function: N-acetyltransferase activity. NCBI's taxonomy places the organism in Eukaryota, Metazoa, Chordata, Mammalia, Carnivora, Otariidae. Gene Ontology annotation, biological process: protein acetylation. Bases 159 to 779 code for a protein of 206 amino acids. The record is from RefSeq and is a predicted model, not a curated record.
GCUGGGGACGCUUUCUUCGGGGGGCGGUGGGUUUGAGCUGAGCCGCUCCGGGACCCCGGUGGUUGGGGCGAUCGAGGAGGGUGGCCUACGGGUUCACGCAAAGGGGAGGGGACUGAGAACUUAAGCCCGCCUCACCCCGGAGCGGCCUGGCUGCUACCAUGAGGUCAAACGAGAACACCUUGCUGCUGGGGAAGAAGGUGGUGCUGGUACCCUACACCGCAGAGCACGUGCCUAGGUACCACGAGUGGAUGAAAUCUGAGGAGCUGCAGCGUUUGACCGCCUCCGAGCCACUGACACUGGAGCAGGAGUAUUCGAUGCAGCGGAGCUGGCGGGAGGACACGGCCAAGUGCACGUUCAUUGUGCUGGAUGCAGAGAAGUGGCAGGCCCGGCUGAGCACCACUGAAGAGAGCUGCAUGGCGGGAGAUGUAAACCUCUUUCUCACAGAUCUAGGGGACCCUUCCCUGGGGGAGAUUGAGGUCAUGAUCGCAGAGCCCAGCUGCAGGGGCAAAGGCUUUGGCACCGAGGCUGUUCUCAUGAUGAUGUCAUAUGGAGUGACCAAACUAGGUCUGACCAAGUUUGAGGCUAAAAUUGGGCAAGGAAAUGAACCGAGUAUCCGGAUGUUCCAGAAGCUGCACUUUGAGCAGGUGGCCGUGAGCAGCGUCUUCCAAGAGGUGACGUUUAGGCUGAUAGUGAACGAGCAUGAGCGGCAGUGGCUUCUGGAGCAGACCAGCCAUGUGGAAGAGAAGUGCUAUAGAGAUGGGUCGUCGGAGUCCCACUGACAGCUGGCCUUGUUGGCAGCCACCCUGUGUGAAUGGGGGUGUUGGGACCACGCAGUCCAAAAGCCCAGAGCCCUGUAACAGAAGGUGAACUGUCGGGGCCUUUGGGGCAUAGUGCCCCUGGCUCCUCUGUAGCCUGGGACUCUCCUUGUGGGGCCCUUCAGACUCUGGGCUGGACUUGCCUUGGCCUCCCUCAGCCUGGCCACGUGGAUGAGUGACUUCAGGGCCAGCCCAUCCUCCUGGCCAGCCCUGGACUCCUGGAACCUGGUGUGGACAGCGUGAAUCCCCAGGAGGCAGGGUGGAGGUGGGAGCAGAGGCAAAUGAGGGCCUGGUGAAUGGAAGGCCAGAGGUGCCACCCUGGGGUGGAGGCCCUGGCUAGGAGUAAAGCCUACUGCACAGCACCUUUCCCGGCUUUUCCUUGGGCCUAUGUGCAGGUGAGCCACCAGAAGGCGCAGCCUGCCGCAUCCAGUCCAGCGUGGUAGGAUCAGGGCAGGAGGAGCUCAGUCUGCUUUUGUCCUGCAGAAGCAGGCUGAGUGUGACCCCAAGAAGUUUGGAAGUGAACGAGCUAGGCCCUGAACAACAGGUGGCUUGGAAACUAAGUGGGCGAGUAUCCUCGUUCUUGCUUCUUCCUCCUCUUUGGAUCCAAGAGUGUUUUGGAUGCAGCUCCUUGUGGCUGGAGCACCCCUCUAUCGGUGAAGCCUGGAGCCGCUGCUUUUUUGCAAGGGCUGCAGGAGGAAGCAGAAGCCACUCAGCAGUACUUUUCUGAAGGGGGGGGGACCUGUGACCUCCCAACUUGGCCUCAGCCUCUGGGAGCAGCUGUGCCUGACAAAGCCACAAGGGGGCGCCGGAGGCACAGGUUUGGGAAGGCGGGGCUGCCCAACAACAGGAUACAGGACACCCCUUGAUUCCCAACUGUCCCAUCAUAAUCUCCGUGGCCAUUGAGAGGCCAGAUAUGUUUCAAAAUGUAGUCAUGGAAGAGACCCUCGAGGGUACUUGGUAUUCUCAAAGGGGGGAAACCUUCAGGUGAGUUGCAGUGAUUUGCUCAAGGUAGCGGAGCCAGAACUAUUGCUGGGGUCCUCAGUUCCCAGCCUCCCCCCCACCCCAUCUGGCAUAUUCCAACACUUCUAUGUAGGUGAAAAACUAGAUCUGACUUUGCUUGCUGAGUACAAAGGGGUUUGUUGUGUGUCUGGCCCCUCAGUGAUAAGGAGUUCCGUCAGCUUCGUCAAGAGGCCCCCACGGCUUCCCCACCCAACAGGUGAGGUGGUGGGGGGGUCCCUCUGCUGCCCCGUGGAGCAGUCUUUAGGCCUGGCUUACCUGUGAGGGGCUUCCACGAAGGGUCACAAGCUAGAGGCAAGGUUGGGAGGGGGUGGGCCAGGCCCGAGGCCAGGGUGCGAUGAAAGGGUUUUGAAUGGUUUCUCUUAAGGAUGGUGGGAAUCUAAGCUCUGACAGGAGGCCAAGAUGACCAGAUAGUGAUCCAGCCUUCUCUGAACCGUAGGGGCUCCCUGGGUCCUCUUUGAUUAUCGGUCUCCUUGAGCAUCAGUUUCCCUUCCUUCCCUCCAAGCACCUCUGGGCCUGGCAGCCUCAGCCCUUGAUGGCCACCCUGGCCGACUUCCAGGAUGUGGCCUCAGGUACCAGGGGUGGAAGAGACCUGGGUCUCUUGAGGAAUAGCAGGGUAUUUUGCCCUUGGAAAGUCCCUUCCACCCCACCUGCCACAGAACACGUCCUGGACCACAGCCCUCUGGUCAUGUCCACAGCCAGAUAAGAUGGGGAAUCCAGUGCGAGCUCUGGACACUCCUGGGGAUCCCGCACCCCACUGGCUGUGAGUGGGAGAGAUUAAAGCCAUGUCUUUGCAUUCCAAAUGCAGCUCCAUCUGGGAUUCACAAUUUCAGUGCUCUGAAUUAGAAACUGCAUGAAGUCCUCUGAGCACGUGGAUCUUCCCUUCCACUUCCUACAAUAAAGGUUUCUCAGGGGCAGCCUUGCAUGCAUCCAGGAGCUGGGCAGGUCCUACUGCCAUGGGACCUGUGCAAAGCCCAGGCAGCUACGGGGCCCAAGGCCCUCUGAACGCAGCUGCCCACAUUCUACUCCCCGCCCCUGGAGUCUGAGAAGCUUGGACUGUCCUCCCCUCCAGCUGUACCCCACCCUCUCAGCCAGAGGCUACCCUGGGAACACCCAGAGCUCUAAAAGAAGACACAGAGGCUGAGGCAGUUUGGAAGCCAGUUGAAUUUCUGGAGUUUCCUUACAAUAGGGUGGUUGGGCAGGAGUUAGACCGUCUCCAUGCUGCCUGGGGCUCCAGGGUAGGAGCAGAAACAAAGUUUAAGGCUGAGGUUGCCGCUAUGUCCUGGAUGCAACAACCUGGGAAAUCAUGUUAAAUCAAGGAAAUAAAAAAUCCCUCUAAACUCUGAUACUGCACUCAAAAAAAAAAAAAAAAAA